Molecule: messenger RNA, 2690 nt
Organism: Salarias fasciatus (jewelled blenny)
Lineage: Eukaryota; Metazoa; Chordata; Actinopteri; Blenniiformes; Blenniidae
Gene: acsl3a
Product: acyl-CoA synthetase long chain family member 3a
Exons: 15
Coding region: 175-2334 (719 amino acids)
Biological process (GO): neuron differentiation; long-chain fatty-acyl-CoA metabolic process; long-chain fatty acid metabolic process
Cellular component (GO): endoplasmic reticulum; lipid droplet; plasma membrane
Molecular function (GO): long-chain fatty acid-CoA ligase activity
Source: RefSeq, a predicted model, not a curated record
CCGGUGGAUGGACGUGGCUUCACAGAGGAGGUCUGAAGCGCUUCGGCUCCGGUGUAACGGGACACUACACGUCCCACAAUCCUCCGCCCACCACCACCAGCACGCGCCAGACAGAGAGCGAGAAGCUGAAACAGACGAGCCUCCUCUGGACUUUCUCCUCACUGCUCCACCAAGAUGAAGCUGAAGGAGGACCUGAACCCGAUGCUGCUGCUCCUCUUCCACCUCAUGGUGUGGAUCUACACUGUCAUCAGCUUCCUGCCCUCUUACCUCUUCAGCUGGGUCUUCCAGCCCGGUGACGGCUUCUACGGCUCCGAGGAGGAGCGAGCCAAGAGGCCGAAGGCCAUAUCGACUUCUGGACGUCCAGAGGGACCGUACAGAGCGGUGAGCGCCGCCAAGAGGCUGGUCACAUCGCUGCAUCCGGGAGCGGACACACUGGACAAGAUGUUUGAGUACGCCGUUGCGAGGUUCCCCCUCAGACACUGCCUCGGCACCAGGGAGGUGAUCAGCGAGGAGGACGAGCGGCAGAGCAACGGCAAAGUCUUCAAAAAGGUGGUUCUCGGGGAGUACCGCUGGCUGUCCUAUGAAGACACCCUGACAGCAGCGACCCGUCUGGGCAGCGGUCUGGCUUCGCUGGGGCAGCAGCCCAAAUCCAACAUAGCCAUCUUCUGUGAGACUCGAGCCGAAUGGCUGAUAGCCGCUCAGGCCUGCUUCGCCUACAACUUCCCAUUGGUCACCCUGUACUCCACCCUGGGAGGUCCGGCUGUAGCUCACGGCCUGAACGAAACCCAGGUCACUCACAUCAUCACCAGCAGAGAGCUCCUGGAGACCAGACUCAAGGCCAUCCUGGUCGAGGUUCCCAGGCUGCAGCACAUCAUCGUGGUGGACGACACGCCGACCACUUGGCCCGGCUUUCCCCGAGGCGUCAGCAUUCACAACAUGGCGGCUGUUCAGAAGCUGGGAGCCCGGCCGGAGAAUGCUUCUGCAGAGCGGAAGCCUCCACUGCCGUCGGACAUCGCCGUCAUCAUGUACACCAGCGGCUCCACCGGCGUCCCGAAAGGCGUCGUGAUCUCCCACAGCAACAUCAUCGCCGGCAUCACAGGGAUGGCCGAGAGGAUUCCCAACCUGUGUGAGGAGGACACAUAUAUCGGCUACCUGCCUCUAGCACACGUAUUGGAGCUCAGCGCUGAGCUAGUCUGCGUUGCAUACGGCUGCAGGAUCGGAUACUCGUCUCCUCAGACUCUUGCCGACCAGUCAACCAAGAUCAAGAAAGGAAGCAAGGGAGACACCAGCGUCCUGCGGCCCACCCUGAUGGCAGCUGUCCCAGAGAUCAUGGAUCGUAUCUACAAGAACGUGAUGACCAAGGUGGAGGAGAUGAGCUGUGUUCAGCGGACGCUCUUCAUCCUGUCGUACAACUACAAGCUGGAACAGCUGGCCAAAGGAUACAGCACACCUCUGUGUGACAGGCUGGUAUUCAGUAAAAUCCGUUCUCUUCUGGGGGGUCAGACGAGGGUCUUGCUUUCGGGUGGAGCGCCGCUUUCUGCAGCUACUCAGCGCUUCAUGAACGUGUGCCUCUGCUGCCCGGUGGGUCAAGGGUACGGCCUGACCGAGACCUGCGGCGCUGGAACCAUUAGCGAGUUGUGGGAUUACAGCACUGGGAGAGUGGGAGGUCCGCUCGUUUGCUGUGAGAUCAAACUCAAAGACUGGGUUGAGGGCGGUUAUCGUAGCACAGAUAAGCCUCAUCCACGAGGAGAGAUUCUCAUCGGUGGACCCAACGUGACCAUGGGAUACUACAAGAAGGAGGCCAAAAACCAAGUGGACUUCAUCGUGGAUGGGAACGGCCAGCGGUGGUUCUGCACAGGCGACAUCGGCGAGUUUCAGGAGGACGGGUGCCUCAAGAUCAUCGACCGUAAGAAGGACCUGGUGAAGCUGCAGGCCGGAGAGUACAUCUCUCUGGGGAAGGUGGAGGCCAUGCUGAAGAACUGCCCCCUCAUUGAUAACAUCUGUGCCUAUGCCAACAGCGGUGAGACGUACGUGAUCGGCUUUGUGGUGCCCAAUCAGAAACAGCUGCAGGUUCUGGCUCAGCAGUACGACAUCCGAGGGUCGUGGGAAGACCUGUGCAGCAGCAAGGCCAUGGAGGAGCUGGUCCUCAAGGUCAUCACCGAAGCUGCACUGGCAGCCCAGCUGGAGCGCUUUGAGAUCCCCCGCAAGAUCUGCCUGUGCCCGGAGCCGUGGACCCCGGAGACGGGGCUAGUGACCGACGCCUUCAAGCUCAAACGCAAAGAGCUGAAGACGCGUUACCUGGACGACAUCGAGAGGAUGUACGGCGGGAAAUGACAGUCUGAAACGAAUCCCACACAAAAAACUAGUGAAUGUGAAGAAACCGUUAACGUCCUCCUCAGCCAGGUGUGUUUUCACCCCCUCCCCCCUUCCAGGAGGUCUUUAUUGUUCCAGAUGUUGAGUCAUGAAACAGAGUUAUCGAUGCUGAACUCGGAUCUUUAAUUCUUUUGAUGCUCUUCAGAUUUCGCUCCUCUCCGGUUUUCCACGUCCUGCAGGUCAGGAGACGGUUAACCUCCCUUCGGUUUCUUUUGUUUUGUGUCCCGUCUGGUUUAUUUUGUUUCCCACCCACAGUCGGACUGAGACUCCCACCCUCGCGGGACGCCUCAGUCAUCCGAGGGCAGACGAGAGCCGAU